CUGGCGGCGCGCGGCGCGGCCCCCGCCAAGGGGCUGCUGGCGGCGCAGUGCGAGCGCGGCCUCUUCCAGGAGGUGUUCCCGGCGCGCGGCGCGCAGGAGCAGCUGCCCGCGCUGCUGGCGCCCGGCCGCCCGCCCAUCACGGCCUACUGCGGCUUCGACCCCACGGCCGACUCGCUGCACGUGGGCCACCUGCCGGCGCUCAUGGCGCUGCUGCACCUGCAGCGCGCGGGCCACCACGUCAUCGCCCUGGUGGGCGGCGCCACGGCGCGCCUGGGCGACCCGAGCGGGGGCCGCGAGCCGCUGCUGCGCUUCGCGUGCGGCGCCGGCGGGCGGCUGCGCAUGGGCGCGCUGCUGAGCCGGCAGGGCUGCCAGGCGCGGCUGCGCAGCGCCGAGGGCAUGAGCCUCGCCGAGUUCCUGUACCCGGCGCUGCAGGCCUACGACUUCCUGCACCUGCGCCGCCGCCACGGCUGCCGCCUGCAGAUCGGCGGCGCCGACCAGAUGGGCAACAUCAUGUCCGGCUACGAGCUCGUGAGCAGGGAGACAGGAGAAGAUGUGUUUGGAAUCACUGUGCCUCUUAUUACGAGCACCACUGGAGACAAACUGGGAAAGACUGCUGGUAACGCAGUGUGGCUGAACAGAGAUAAGACUUCUCCAUUCGAGCUGUAUCAGUUUUUUGUCAGACAGCAAGAUAGCAUAGUUGAGAAAUACCUGAAACUCUUCACCUUCCUUCCCCUUGAAGAGAUUCGCCACAUCAUGGAGAUGCAUGCUAAAGAACCCGAGAAGUGGGGCCCUCAGAAGCGACUCGCUGCAGAAGUAACUAAGCUUGUGCACGGCAGAGAAGGGCUGGAAUCAGCUAAGAGGUGUACUAAAGCCCUGUAUCACAGCAGCGUGGAGGCCUUAGAAGCCAUGUCUGACCAGGAGCUACAGGAGCUCUUUAAACAAACGCCUUCUGCUGAACUGUUGCUUGAGCCCGGCACGAGCGUGCUCGACCUGUGUCGCAAGGCAAACGCCAUUCCAGCCGGACCCAGCGGGUACCAGAAAAUCACAGACGGUGGAGUUUCAAUAAAUGGGAUUCGAGAAACUAAUCCUGAGGCCGUUCUUGUUGUGGGACAGCAUAUUCUCAAGAACGGAGUAUCACUGCUUAGGAUUGGAAAGAAAAAUUACUACAUUAUAAAGUGGCUGCAGUUGUGACUACAGGUUCUCCCUGUAAAAUAAGGUAUCGUUUAGGCUCUGUUGUCUGCAGAUGUUUCUGUACAGUGUACAUUACUGUACAGCUCACAAAAACUGCCUUGGGAAAAACUACCCCAGGGUAGUUUUUCU
Molecule: messenger RNA, 1320 nt
Organism: Nothoprocta perdicaria
Lineage: Eukaryota; Metazoa; Chordata; Aves; Tinamiformes; Tinamidae
Gene: YARS2
Product: tyrosyl-tRNA synthetase 2
Exons: 6
Biological process (GO): tyrosyl-tRNA aminoacylation
Cellular component (GO): mitochondrion; cytosol
Molecular function (GO): ATP binding; RNA binding; tyrosine-tRNA ligase activity
Source: RefSeq, a predicted model, not a curated record